AUGCUGCAGCUGCUGCUGCUGCCUCUGCUCUGGGGGACAGAGGGUGUGGAGGGAGAGGACUGGAAUUAUUACUGGAGUGAUUACAGGCUGCAAGUACAGAGUUUGGUGAUGGUGGAGGAGGGCCUGUGUAUCUUUGUGCCCUGCAGUGUUUUCUACCCCCAGGACAGCGGGACUGACUCUGAGCCAGCUCGCGGCUACUGGUUCAGGGAUGGAGCCAACACAAACCGGGAUCUUCCAGUAGCCACAAACGACCCAAAGCAAAAAGAGCAAAGGGAAACCCAGGGCCGAUUCCAUCUCCUCGGGGACCCACAGACCCAAAACUGCUCCUUGAGCAUCAGAGAUGCCAGGAGGAGGGACACAGGGACAUACUUCUUUAGGGUGGAGAGAGGAAAUAUGAAAUGGAGCUACAUGUCCAACAAGCUCUCUGUGAAUGUGACAGCCCUGACCCAUGUGCCCAACAUUGUCAUCCCGGUGACCUUGGAGUCUGGCCACCCCAGGAACCUGAUCUGCUCUGCACCCUGGGCCUGUGAGCAGGGGACACUUCCUACAUUCUCCUGGAUGGGGGACUCUGUGUCCCCUUCAGGCCUCACCAUCAACGGCUCCUCGAUGCUCACCUUCAUCCCGAAGCCCCAGGACCACGGCACCAACCUCACCUGUCAGGUGACCUUGCCUGGGGCCAGUGUGACCACAACAAGAACCAUCAGUCUCAACGUGUCCUACUCUCCCCAGAACUUGACUGUAACUGCCUCCCGAGGAGAUGGCACAGCAUCCACAGCCCUGGAGAAUGGCUCAUCUCUGUCCCUCCAGGAGGGCGAAUCUCUGCACCUGGUCUGUGCUGUUGACAGUAACCCCCCUGCCAGGCUGAGCUGGACGAGGGGGAGCCUGACUAUGUGCCCCUUGCAGCCCUUGAGCCCUGCGGUGCUAGAGAUUCCUGGAGUGCACCUGAGGGAUGAAGGAGAAUUCACCUGCCAUGCUCAGAACCCUCUGGGCUCCCAGCAUGUCUCCCUGAGCCUUUCCCUGCAGAGUGAGUGCUGGGGCCAAGCUCUGCUCGCAUCAGGAGUGAUGCUGGGGGCAGUUGCGGCAGCUGGUGCUAUGGCCGUGCUCUUCCUGUCCUUUUGCAUCAUCUUCAUCACGGUGCGGUCCUGCAGGAAGAAAUUGGCAAGGCCAGCAGCUAGCACGGGGGAUACAGACAAGGAGGAUGCAAAUGCUGUCAGGGGCUCAGCCUCUCUGGGUUUCCUGACUGAAUCCCAGGAGUAUGACAGCCCCCGGUUCCAGCUGUCCCCAGCGGUGGCCGCCCCCUCCUCAGAAGGGGAUAACGAGAUCCAUUAUGCAUCCCUCAGCUUUGAGGGGAUGAAGCCGAGAGACCCAGAGAGACAGGAGGCCACCAGCAGUGAGUACUCAGAGAUCAAGGUCCACAAAUGA
Messenger RNA from Cynocephalus volans (Philippine flying lemur), 1422 nucleotides. RefSeq names its product sialic acid-binding Ig-like lectin 8. Bases 1 to 1422 code for a protein of 473 amino acids. Gene Ontology annotation, biological process: cell adhesion. Lineage: Eukaryota; Metazoa; Chordata; Mammalia; Dermoptera; Cynocephalidae. The record is from RefSeq and is a predicted model, not a curated record. The transcript has 7 exons. Gene Ontology annotation, molecular function: sialic acid binding. Gene Ontology annotation, cellular component: plasma membrane.